Cricetulus griseus (Chinese hamster) is the source of this 2569-nucleotide messenger RNA. Lineage: Eukaryota; Metazoa; Chordata; Mammalia; Rodentia; Cricetidae. The record is from RefSeq and is a predicted model, not a curated record.
AUGGGGGUCCCAACAGGGAAGGAGAGCAGGACAGGGGCUCUGCAGCCCAGGGCCCAGAAAGGCCGGGUGAGGCGGGCAGUGCGCAUCUCCAGCCUGGUGGCCCAGGAGGUCCUGUCCUUGGGAGCUGAUGUGUUGCCCGAGUACAAGCUGCAGGCCCCACGGAUCCACCGCUGGACCAUUCUGCACUACAGCCCCUUCAAGGCUGUGUGGGACUGGCUCAUUCUGCUGCUGGUCAUCUACACGGCUGUCUUCACUCCCUACUCAGCUGCCUUCCUGCUGAAGGAGACUGAAGACGGGGCCCCGGCCCCCGACUGUGGCUAUGCCUGCCAGCCUCUGGCCGUGGUUGACCUCAUCGUGGACAUCAUGUUCAUUGUGGACAUCCUCAUCAACUUCCGCACCACCUACGUCAACGCCAACGAGGAGGUGGUCAGCCAUCCUGGCCGCAUUGCUGUCCACUACUUCAAGGGCUGGUUCCUCAUUGACAUGGUGGCUGCCAUCCCCUUCGACCUGCUCAUCUUUGGCUCUGGCUCUGAGGAGCUGAUCGGGCUGCUGAAAACUGCGAGGCUGCUGCGGCUGGUGCGUGUGGCUCGGAAGCUGGACCGCUACUCGGAGUAUGGGGCAGCGGUGCUCUUCCUGCUCAUGUGCACCUUCGCUCUCAUUGCGCACUGGUUGGCCUGCAUCUGGUACGCCAUUGGCAACAUGGAACAGCCUCACAUGGACUCACGCAUUGGCUGGCUGCACAACUUGGGCGACCAGAUCGGGAAGCCCUACAACAGCAGCGGCCUGGGCGGCCCCUCCAUCAAGGACAAGUAUGUGACAGCACUAUACUUCACCUUCAGCAGCCUCACCAGCGUGGGCUUCGGCAAUGUCUCCCCCAACACCAACUCAGAGAAGAUCUUCUCCAUCUGCGUCAUGCUCAUUGGCUCCCUCAUGUAUGCCAGCAUCUUCGGCAACGUGUCCGCCAUCAUCCAGCGGCUGUACUCGGGCACGGCCCGCUACCACACACAGAUGCUCCGGGUGCGGGAGUUUAUCCGCUUCCACCAGAUUCCCAACCCACUGCGCCAGCGCCUCGAGGAGUACUUCCAGCACGCCUGGUCCUACACCAAUGGCAUCGACAUGAACGCGGUGCUGAAGGGCUUCCCUGAGUGCCUGCAGGCUGACAUCUGCCUACAUCUCAACCGCUCACUGCUGCAACACUGCAAGCCCUUCCGAGGGGCCACUAAAGGCUGCCUGCGGGCCCUGGCCAUGAAGUUCAAGACCACACACGCACCUCCAGGAGACACGUUGGUGCACGCCGGGGACCUGCUCACGGCUCUCUACUUCAUCUCCAGGGGCUCCAUCGAGAUUCUGCGGGGUGAUGUCGUGGUGGCCAUCUUGGGGAAGAAUGACAUCUUUGGAGAACCUCUGAACCUGUAUGCACGUCCUGGAAAGUCCAAUGGGGACGUGAGGGCCCUUACCUACUGUGACCUGCACAAGAUCCACCGUGAUGACCUGCUGGAGGUGCUGGACAUGUACCCCGAGUUCUCGGACCAUUUUUGGUCUAGCCUGGAGAUCACCUUUAACCUUCGAGAUACCAACAUGAUCCCAGGCUCCCCUGGCAGCGCUGAAAUAGAGAGCGGCUUUAACAGGCAACGGAAGCACACCGAGCAGCCGGGGGAGGUGUCAGCCUUGGGGCAAGGCCCUGCACGAGUUGGGGCAGGGCCAAGUUGCCGGGGGCAGCCGGGAGGGCCAUGGGGGGAGAGCCCAUCCAGCGGCCCCUCCAGCCCAGAGAGCAGUGAGGAUGAGGGACCAGGUCGCAGCUCCAGCCCCCUCCGCCUGGUGCCCUUCUCCAGCCCCAGGCCCCCCGGAGACUCCCCAGGUGGGGAGCCUUUGACGGAGGAGGGAGAGAAAAGCAGUGACACCUGUAACCCCUUGUCAGGUGCCUUCUCUGGAGUGUCCAAUAUUUUCAGCUUUUGGGGGGACAGUCGGGGGCGCCAGUACCAGGAGCUGCCUCGAUGCCCUGCCCCAGCUCCUAGCCUCCUCAACAUCCCCUUGUCUAGCCCUGGUCGUCGUUCUCGGGGCGACGUGGAGAGCAGGCUGGAUGCACUCCAGAGGCAGCUGAACAGGCUGGAAACACGGCUAAGUGCAGACAUGGCCACUGUCCUACAGCUGCUCCAGAGGCAAAUGACCCUGGUCCCUCCCGCCUACAGUGCUGUGACCACUCCUGGGCCUGGCCCCGCUCCCACAUCCCCUUUGUUGCCUGUCGGCCCUGUUCCCACUCUCACCCUGGACUCGCUUUCUCAGGUUUCCCAGUUCAUGGCGUUCGAGGAGCUUCCUACAGGAGCCCCAGAGCUCCCACAAGAUGGCCCCACUCGACGCCUCUCCCUGCCUGGCCAGCUGGGGGCCCUCACUUCCCAGCCCCUGCACAGACAUGGCUCAGACCCAGGCAGUUAGUGAUGCUGACCAGUGUGGACAUAUGGCUCACCCAGGGUUCAGGGCAUUACCUGACCUCUUGGAGACCCUGGUUUGGAGGGGAGAACAGUGCAGGAGCAGCUUCUCCCUGCCCUUGGGACCAGAGUCUCCUCCUGCA